GCGAAAAACAUUUUCCUGCUCUUCGUGUCGCCGCUGCUCCUCAUUUGCCGACUCCGAUCGACCAUUCCGGGCCAUGAGCAUGCAACACCACCUGUACUACUGCCUUCACUACAACCGAUUGUAAACCGUAGGCCAGGUUCCGAGUGCGCGUGCUGGUCCAAACAAAACCCGCUUGCCGUCGAAAAACAGGUCUGGCCGAGUGUUUGGAAUCCGGAGAAAAGUGUCCUCUUGUUUACAGCCGGCGACUUCCACGCUAUCGCAAUCGAAGCAUCAGCGUGAUGCAGCCACCAUCGAUCGAUAAACGGCAGCAGCACGGUCAGAACUUCUCCCAUCCACGAUGAAGGAAACGAGGCUUUGAUAAACUCAAGGACCUACCGCUACGAUCGCAUGCCGCAGUCGUUCUUGGAUACGAUCUGUCUUCCAACGCCGACGAUCGCUUGGCCAGUGUGCCCCAUUCGCCCCGUGAGCCGCAACCAGGAUGGCCACCUACAACAAUGUCCACUGGUUGCUGUCGCACAUACGCAACUCGUUCAUCUCGACGGACGAUACCGGUGUCAGCGAGACGGUAAUGGUAACGGAAGACCUUCCGCAGCAGUACGCUGCCCGGCAGCGACAAACCCUGCAACUGAUGGAAGAGGAGGGUGACGGUUACGAGCCGCAAUUCGAUCGCAUCCCAUCCGAAUCCAUGACCCCGCCGGAUGGGACGGAGGAAAUGGAUGCACGGUUUGGGGUUGAUUAUCAGUACUUUUACUGCUACCCGGGGCUGGAUGAUACGGAUGAAGAGGAUGGAGACGCACUGUCACAAUCGUACGACAUCCAGAUGGACCAGGACGGUGGUUUUCAUCGGACACGCUCGAAUACGGCACAGAAGCUCGAGAAGCUGGAAAAGGCACGACAGAAAGCCGCCCUCGUCAAGUCCGUCAAGCCCGUUGACCAUUUGCCGCGCCCUACGGAGGAGGAACUGAAGGAAGACGAUUACUUCUUCUGCCGUCGAACGGUACCGAAGGUAGUGGCGCAAGUACCAUCCAGUUCGUUGCUCAGUGAACAGCUUCGGGCACACCCGACACUGCCACGGAACAAAUUUCUCGAGUACGCCAAGUUUGAUGGUACCGGCCACAUCGAGAUGCCUACGCGUACGUUUAAGAUCUUUCUUACCAUUCUCCCGGAGGAGCAACGUGCCUUUCCGAUACAAGUGUGCGUACAGGGUGCGGCCAAGAUACAGGAGUUUGUGGGGCUGAUCUGUUACAAGUGCAGCAUAGCACACCCGGAGCACGAACUGCGCUCCGUGGGCCACUACGCGAUCUACAUGGCCGAGGAGGACGGUGAGGUAGAUACGGAUUUUCCAGCGCUCGAUAUGAACGAACCGUGCUCCAAGUUUCGCUUCACACACCUCGCUCUGGCGGAACGGCGGCUUCCGAGUGCUGCCAGUCAGCAAACGUACCCUAUUCAAUCCACCGUCGGAGGGGCAAACGAAUCAUUUCGAAUUGAAUCGUUCGAUGCAGACACGAAACGAACCAGCCUUCCUAGAAGCAAACCGACGGCUACUACGAUAAAACACGAAACAUCAAGUUUACCUGCACCACUGCGUUCGUUAGAAGCGGCCACUCGCUCGUUAUCACUGUCGAGCGCUAAUCGCGUUAGCAUCCAACAACAGGAGGAUCUUGAUCGUAUUAAGCUGCGAAGUCACACUUCGAAGAUCGAGGCUCCACUGUAUCGAUCAUUUCAGGUGCAUGUGCUGCAAAAGUCGCGCCUGAAGACGCCCGUACAGCUCGGCAUAUCGAGCGAUCGGUUCGAGAUUGAUCCAGUACCGCAGCGAGCAAGCAAAUUUUGGAAUCGACAGAAAUCCGCCAACCACCCGAUGGAUGCUGUGGCCGCCUGUUCGAUCAUUGAGCAAAGGGCAGCUAAAGCAAUCGUACGGCUCGUGUACAGUCCAUCGAACGUAGCAGUGCUCGCCAGCAGCGAAGCAAGGAUGGAGGCACCGGUUAGCUUCAAGCACUACGACAUUGAAACCGACCGCAAUACUGCGGAAACGAUCGUUGAGAAAGUGAACAACAUCCUCGAGGUACGGCUUAGCCCGGUUCGGCGAGAGUAUAUGCGACGCCGUGGGACACUGAAAUCGCCCAACAGUAGUGCGUAGCACCAGUAGCAAGCUGGGGUCAGCCGACGAAGGUAGUAGUAACGAACAAGCAAAUCAAGGAAUUUAUUAAGCUCCACAACUGCCAUUUCGCAUACGUACCAUUCAACAAAACAAACACCACACUGUCUCACCCACUCACAUCAUGAACAAUAGGAAGCAGGAGAGCAACUAUUUAUUUUAAUCCAUUCCCACCAGAAAAAGGCAACCCGUCGGCCGCUUCUCGGGCAGCUCGGGAUGAAUCAGUGACGGCGACGACUAGGACUACGAGGAUUAGCUAGCAUUAACGACCACGCGAGAUGGCGAUUAUUAAGCUUUAAUAUUUAUUUUCAUAACAACAUCAACGCAAAACCUGCAUCAUCCAUCAACCAUCUUAACCAUGGGAACUGAGACUCAGAACUUAUGAACUUAUGAUACAAAACCGAUCACAGCCACAAAGCCAACAUUCACAAACCAACCUAGCCAUAGACUUGUCUCCCGGGCACGGCAGAGCGAUUGCGGUAGAUAGUGCAAUUUAGAUUGUUUUCCCAGGCCCAUCCGGAAAGGAUGAUACUUAUACUACUCGUCGUUUUAUACAGUAAGACAAACCGAAAACCGAUAAAAGUGUUCAGCCCCGAAGGUCAUACGUCGCUCCUCGCAGAGUUAGUCCGGGCGUCCGUCAAGUAACCUCGCCAUUGAGUCAGCUAUCAGUUUAGUUCGUUAGUACACCCUGCGUCAAUCGCUAAGUUCCAUUCGCGAAUUGGGGUGAGCAGGGCAAAGUAAUGUACGUGAAACAAAUGUGUUCCUUUAGUAACUAGAAGCUAGCAGACGCACGCGUCUACUGCAUAAUUUUAGCUUAGGUUCUAGGAUUUCGAUUUCGAAGUUACUUCUGCCACUGCUUUUAUUUAUCGUAAUUCGCAUAACUGGUGUGUUUGUCCCGUGUUUUUCGUUGUUGUCGGCCACAUUGCGGCCGCCUGUUGCGAACGUUUUCCUAGUUAACGUGUUCUUUCCUCCCCCACACUAUAUGUUGUUGCAUCGGGUUCUCAAGCCGAUUGCUGCCUAAAGUGAAGCUAUAUUAUAGGGACCUUAGUUUAAGCGAUGGUUAGCUGCCGAAAACCCGACCCUCUGCCCUUGAGUGAGUGCAUCAUAUACGCGGGUGAUGCCCACCCCCUUUGUUGUUUACCGAUAAAAUGGCAAUACUUGAGUAAAGUGCGGAUAAGUAUGGAGCAGCUGAUCAAAAGCAAUCGAAGCGUGGGGCAUAUGGUUCCGUAAUGUAAAUACUUUAGCGGUAAGCAACGUGCAAGCGCACGUGCGUGUCCGUGGAGUCAAAGUAAAUAUAAUU
Anopheles aquasalis is the source of this 3455-nucleotide messenger RNA. It is a transcript of the gene Sin1, whose product is annotated as SAPK-interacting protein 1. Gene Ontology annotation, biological process: TORC2 signaling. Lineage: Eukaryota; Metazoa; Arthropoda; Insecta; Diptera; Culicidae. The record is from RefSeq and is a predicted model, not a curated record. Gene Ontology annotation, cellular component: plasma membrane; cytoplasm; TORC2 complex. Gene Ontology annotation, molecular function: phosphatidylinositol-4,5-bisphosphate binding.